AUGGCCGCAACCGAACGGGCCGUCGCCUCUGGCGCAGACGUCGGCGAUGAUGCCCUACGGAGGCGCAACGUCCCUUCUACCCAGCCCGGUGCCCUGCAAGGCCAGCCUCAAGCCGACGACAAGGAGAAGGUCAAGAAGCAACCAUCGAUCAUCCAAGUCCUCGACGAAUGGGAGUUCCUCAUCGCCCCCAUCAUCUUUACCGCCCUCGCCUUCUUCACCCGCCUCUAUAAUAUCGGACGGUCCAACAUUGUGACCUGGGACGAAGCCCACUUUGGAAAGUUCGGAUCCCACUACCUGAAGCAUGAAUACUACUUCGAUGUCCACCCGCCUUUGGGAAAGCUCCUUGUCGGCCUGUCGGGGUAUCUUGCUGGAUACAACGGGUCCUUCGAAUUCAAGUCUGGGGAGACAUACCCAGCGGAUGUCAACUACACCUUUAUGCGCCAGUUCAAUGCCUUCUUCGGUGCUAUUUGCGUUCCAAUGGCCUACUGGACUGCCAAGGAACUCAACUUCAGGCGACCAGCAGUCUGGCUAGUUACGCUCAUGGUUCUCUGCGAAAACUCGUACACCACCAUCAGCCGAUUUAUUCUCCUCGAUUCCAUGCUCCUAUGCGGCACGGUUGCGACGACCCUCUGCUGGGCGAAGUUCCACCGGCUGCAGGACAAGAGUUUCGAACCCGAAUGGUUCUUCUGGCUGUUCAUGACCGGAGUCAGCAUCGGCUGUGUUACUAGUGUUAAACUGGUCGGGCUCUUCGUCACUGCGCUGGUUGGCCUCUACACGGCUGAGGACCUUUGGAACAAGUUCGGCAACAUCCGGAUGCCCUACGCGGAGCUCGGAGCCCACCUUGCCGCGAGAGUAGUUGGCCUGAUCGUCCUCCCAUUCCUGAUCUACAUGCUCAGCUUUGCCAUCCACUUUGCCGUCCUCACCGACAGCGGACCAGGUGACGCCCAGAUGAGCUCACUCUUCCAGGCCAACCUGCGUGGCACUGAGGUUGGCCAGAACAGCCCUCUCGAGGUAGCCUAUGGUUCUCGGGCAACGAUUAAGAACAUGGGUUAUGGCGGAGGACUCUUGCACUCCCACGUCCAAACUUACCCCGAUGGUUCUGGCCAACAACAGAUUACCUGCUACCACCACAAGGAUGCCAACAACGAUUGGUUCUUCUACCCGAACCGCCGCGACAAGGAUUAUGACGAGAAUGAGGAGCCUCGCUUUAUUGGAGACGGCGAAACCAUCCGUCUGAUCCACGCUCAGACCGGCCGCAACCUGCACUCUCACGAUAUUCCUGCGCCUGUUACCAAGGCUGACAAGGAGGUGUCCUGUUACGGUAACUUGACAAUAGGCGACGACAAAGACCACUGGAAGGUAGAGGUUGUGCGAGACGUUGCAUCUAGGGACCGCAGCAGGGUCCGAACCCUGACCACCGCGUUCCGACUGAGACAUGAAAGCCUUGGCUGCUACUUGCGAGCUGGUAACGUCAACUUGCCUCAGUGGGGUUUCCGACAGAUCGAAGUGACUUGCACCAAGGAGAACAAUCCCAGGGACACAUACACUCACUGGAACGUGGAGGCGCAUUGGAACGAGAAGUUGCCUCCUGCAGAACCUGGCCAGUACAAGUCGCCCUUCAUCCACGACUUCAUUCAUCUAAACGUUGCGAUGAUGACAUCCAACAACGCACUGGUCCCUGAUCCAGACAAGCAGGAUGACCUGGCCUCCCAGUGGUGGCAGUGGCCUAUUCUGAAUGUUGGCUUGCGCAUGUGUGGCUGGGACGACCACAUUGUGAAGUACUUCCUUCUGGGCAACCCCUUCGUUUACUGGGGCUCGACACUUUCCAUGGGCCUCAUUGGCGCGGUAGUUCUGUGGUACCUUGUCCGAUGGCAGCGCGGUAUCAAGGAGCUGUCACAGUCCGACAUCGAUCAGAUACACUAUGCCGGCCUCUACCCACUCGCGGGUUGGUUCCUGCACUACCUGCCAUUCGUCAUCAUGGCUCGGGUCACUUAUGUCCACCAUUAUUACCCUGCUCUAUACUUCGCCAUCCUGACAACGGGCUUCUUGGUGGAUUGGUGCCUGCGGAACCGGAACCAGAUCCUCCAGGCUGUCGUCUAUGGCGGGUUUUACGCUGUCACCAUUGGUCUCUACGUCUACUUUAUGCCAAUCUGCUGGGGCAUGACUGGACCAAACAAGGACUACUCCUACAUGAAGUGGUUCGACACCUGGAGGGUGACGGACUGA
Messenger RNA from Diaporthe citri, 2226 nucleotides. RefSeq lists its product as uncharacterized. The transcript is spliced from 5 exons. Gene Ontology annotation, biological process: protein O-linked glycosylation via mannose. The coding region runs from base 1 to 2226 and encodes 741 amino acids. Lineage: Eukaryota; Fungi; Ascomycota; Sordariomycetes; Diaporthales; Diaporthaceae. The record is from RefSeq and is a predicted model, not a curated record. Gene Ontology annotation, cellular component: membrane; endoplasmic reticulum. Gene Ontology annotation, molecular function: dolichyl-phosphate-mannose-protein mannosyltransferase activity.